AUGCCACCAAAAAAAGACCCAGUGAAUAGACACUACCGACGGCUCGAAGUAAUCGGGCGCGGAAAGUUCGGAACAGUAUACAAAGGGCUCGAUCUCGCGACAAAGAAACUUGUGGCAAUCAAAGUUUUGAACCUCGAUACUGAACAAGAUGAGGUUUCAGAGGUGCAAAAAGAAAUUCAGUUUCUCUCGCAAAUCAAGAGCAUCCCAAAUGUGACCCACUACUACGGCUCGUACCUAAACGGGCACAAUCUCUGGAUUGUGAUGGAUUACUGCGCGGGCGGCUCUGUGCGGACGUUGCUUUUACCGGGGCCGCUCGAGGAAAAAUUCAUCAGCGUGAUUGCCCGGGAGUUGCUGCAGGCGCUCCAGUUCAUCCACAAUAACGGGGUGAUCCACCGGGACAUCAAGGCGGCAAAUAUUCUCAUCAGCAAGGAGGGCCGGGUGCAGCUCUGCGACUUCGGCGUGGCGGCGCAGCUCACGUCGACGGCGUUCAAGCGGACGACAAUGGCGGGCACGCCGUACUGGAUGGCGCCCGAGGUCAUCACGGAGGGGGCCACGUAUAACGUGAAAGCCGAUAUUUGGUCCUUUGGAAUUACCAUUUACGAGAUGGCCACGGGCAACCCACCGUACGGCGAUAAGGAUGCAGUGCGCGCAUUGCAGAUGAUCGCGCACCACGAGCCGCCGCGCUUGGAGGGCCGGCAGUACUCGUCACUUUUGAAAGAGUUCGUGGCAAUGUGUCUCGAGGAGAAGCCGGACCUGCGGCCGGCCGCGGGCGAACUGCUACACUCGCGGUUUAUCCGCGCAUACCGGCAGCUGCCAACCGGGGUGCUCCGGGAGGUCAUCGGGCGGUACUUGCUCUGGCGGGACCGGCGGUCGCCGGGGCGCCGUGCGGCCGAGCAGGAGGCGGAGCGCGAGAAGGCGCGGCGGCAGAUCGAGGAGCAACGCGAGCGCGAGCGGCGGCCGGGGUCCGAGGCCGAUGACGAGGCCGCCGGUUGCGACGUGAAAUGGGAUUUCGACUCCCUCAAGUCUGCAGAGUACAUUGUGGAAAAUGACAUAGAAGUGGGCGAGGAGCCCGAGGAGGGCAAAAAUGUCGAAAGUAGAGAAAAAGAUGGAUUUGACAGUUACACCGAGGGUUACGGUGAAAGUUCUGCAGACGGCUCGACUUCUUCUGGCCGGCAGUUCGACUCGGCGAUGUCGCCCGGUACGGUGACACCAUCGCACCUCCUGGUGCCGCACACCAAGACGCUCGGUCCCCGGCCGGCAGCCUCGACGCCCACGUCCACUGCCCCGCGGUCGCUCUUGAAAUUAUUCAAGGAGGGCUUCGGGGACGAGGAUGACGACGGCCGGGUGAAUGACGCGAUGGGCACGAUCCGCGACGAGGAUGCGCUUAUAAUUCCACCGAGCGCCGGUGCGCCGGGGCCCUCGACUGCGGGGUCCAUCGAGAUACCGAAUAUGGAAACUUUGGAGGAGCAGGGGAGGCAGAUGGUUGCCGGGAAGAAUCACGAAGGGGUGAGGGAUGUGAGGGAUGCGAGGGAUGUGAGGGAUGCGAGGGAUAAUUCGAGGAAUAUGAGGGAUAAUUCGAGGGAUAUUUCGAGGGAUAAUUCGAGGGAAAAUAUUCACACCCAAAAUAUGAGGGAUAUUUCGAGGGAUAAUAUUCGCGCCCCCUCCCACCCCAGACUUAUCGCCCGGUCAAAUACUAUCACCACGUCUCAACCCUCCAAACUUCAGCUUGCCGCCGCCGCCAACGGCGUCAUCCCCGCACAGAAGUCCCCCGACCUCCGUGCGGCCCGCCCAUCACCCCGCAGCUCCCCCACCCACAUGAAACCCCUCGCUGCCGCGCCUUCCCAGCCCCUCCUCCAGCCCAUAAAUACGGCCUCCGCAAACUCCGUCGGCCCGAUCGCCCCGGGACCCCAGACCGCCCCCGCGGUGUCGGGCUCCGACUAUUUCGCCUCCCCCGGUGCCGGGCCCCCGGAGAAACUCAACCAGUUCGGCGUCAACACCAGCCUGGCCGCAAACAUCCCGCUGACUAUGACCCCGGUCUCCGAAAAGCCCCCGGACCACCGCAAAACAAGUCUCUCCCAGCUCCAGCAGCAGCCCUCCCUUGCCGAAUCCAGCAAGAUCGGCCACUACCGCCAUCUCAGCACCCACAGAACCGUCAGCGGGUCUUCCCAGCACUCACAGGCCUCCCAGGUCUCCAACCUCACUUCUCAGACUUCCACUUUUUCUGCUGCUUCUCAAAUUUCUGCUGGCUCUAAAAUUUCUGCCGGCUCUAAAAUUUCUGCUGCCUCUAAAAUUUCCGCUGCCUCUCAAAUGUCUUCUGCUUCUCAAAAUUCUGCUGCUUCUCAAAAUUCUGCUGCUUCUCAAAUUCCUUUCCAAAUCUCAUCACAACUUUCUUCUCAAUUCUCUGCCCACUCUCUUGCCUCAUCUAGGGCUAUGGCCAGACUUGCCGAACUGCAUGUUGUCGACACUUUCGAUUCUUUACUUCCAAGUAGCAUCUUGGGUGAACCUCCAGAUUCCGAUGGUCUAGAUUCAGAAACAGAUACCAGUAGUGAUUCCGAGCCGCUUUUGCCGACCGAAGAUGCUGAAAAUAUGGCUACUGAGGUUUGCCAGAUGUUCGGCAAGUUCCGCGAUGCUCUCGAUAUGGUUGUUGAGCAGUUAUCUUGA
Messenger RNA from Brettanomyces bruxellensis, 2661 nucleotides. RefSeq lists its product as uncharacterized. Bases 1 to 2661 code for a protein of 886 amino acids. Gene Ontology annotation, molecular function: ATP binding; protein kinase activity. Gene Ontology annotation, biological process: protein phosphorylation. The record is from RefSeq and is a predicted model, not a curated record. The transcript has a single exon. NCBI's taxonomy places the organism in Eukaryota, Fungi, Ascomycota, Pichiomycetes, Pichiales, Pichiaceae.